GAACGACAAAGCAGGACCCGAAUAUCCAAAGUUUCAAUAUAAAUUGGCGAUUUUAUUGAUGACUCUACUCGGAAGGAUUCAAACGAGUAUUCAAAUAAUCCGAACCAAUUCUCAGACUUGUAUCUGAGUCGAAACGAAACGUAGCUCUGUCACGUGACUAACGUACAGAUCAGCUGUGCACUGCAAAUGCAGUAAGCAUGGCUUCGAAAAAAGUACCAGAAGUUGUGCACAGAUUUGGAAGAUUUGGUCAUAGGUACCAGACUGGUUUAGGAACCAAAAUACCACAAGUCUGGCAUGAUUUGAAGAGAUGGACUAAACCUUACCCAAAUCCAAUACACUGGAUACCAGAGGAAGGGAAAUUUAAAAAGGACCCAAGAACUGGUGAGAAGAUGAGAAUCCAGAAUGUCCCUAUUCCUGUACUCUACCCAAAAGUAUCUCAGUCAGCAUUGUGGGGAGGAGAAGGAUGGAUUAAAGGAUAUAAAAAAAGAAACAACAAAAAGAUGAAACCAAGGGUCAGAAAAAUAUGGAAACCACAAGUGUUCCAAAGAUCUUUCUACAGUGAGAUAUUAGAACGUGAUAUUGGUCCAAUAGGUGUGACAUUAUCAACCCUAGAUCAGAUUGAUAAAUGUUGUGGAUUUGAUUUCUACAUUUUGAAGACACCAAGAGAAGAUUUGCAAUCCAAAUUAGGAUUGGACCUGAAGAGGCACAUGUUGUUAAAAUUGUUGAGUAAAGAUGAAAUGUAUCCAGAUGAUGAAGUAAAAAGGGAGAAAAUCUACAAUAGAUAUAAGCAGUUCAUAAUACCUAAAGAACAAGCUGAAUGGCUUGGAUUAAGCUACAAAGAAGCAAUUAAUAAAGUCAGAAAGAUAGAAAGGGAGAAAAAUCCUAUCAGCCCAUUAAUGGAAAAAUAUACAGAAGAAUUAGUUGCAAAGUUAAAAGAUCAAAGUUUUGAAGGACCAGAUGUUGAACUUGAUAAAUUUGACUUUCCCGAAUCAAGGUCUGAAAAAAUGAAAAAAUGGAUAUUUGGUGGAAAAGAUGAGAAGAGCUGAUGAUACCAGAUACGGUUUUGAAUUAUUGUGAAAAAAUGAUCUUUAAUAUUAUUUGUCACUCUUUGUCAAUAGAACCUCUUUUUAUCAAACA
Messenger RNA from Saccoglossus kowalevskii, 1137 nucleotides. Its product is annotated as large ribosomal subunit protein bL28m-like. Gene Ontology annotation, cellular component: mitochondrial large ribosomal subunit. Gene Ontology annotation, molecular function: structural constituent of ribosome. Lineage: Eukaryota; Metazoa; Hemichordata; Enteropneusta; Harrimaniidae. The record is from RefSeq and is a predicted model, not a curated record.